AUGACACUUGGACAAGCUGAUGGUGAUCACACAAGAUGGAGCUAUGGGCCCAGGCUUGCCAGGCUGUGUGUAUUGUCAUUCACAUCCUUUCCAGCUGUCUCCGGUAGGAAUUUGCAAAAUGGCAGUUCAGUACUUGUACCAACCCAAAAUCUCGAGCUCGGUGUUCCUGGUGUCGUCACUCUGGGACCCCAGGGCUCCUCUAACGGCUCAGGGCCCACUAUGACGGAGGCGUUGUCUACACAUCUCCCUCGACCUAAAUCCAUGGAAAGCUGGCUGAAAUCAUGUGGCGCGGUGGGCUUGGACGACCUGGAGCUUGCCGAUUUCCCGGUCACCGGGCGCGGUGUCAAAACACUGCGGCGUUUCAAGAAAGGAGAGAGGAUUCUCACCAUUCCAUCUGGCAUUCUCUGGACGGUCGAACACGCAUACGCUGAUCCCCUUGUUGGGCCAGUUCUGCGCUCAGCGCGGCCGCCCUUGUCCGUCGAGGACACCUUAGCUACCUACAUUCUCUUUAUCCGUUCUCGCGAGUCGGGUUACGAUGGCCUGCGAAGCCAUGUGGCGGCCUUUCCUACGAGCUAUCCCUCAAGCAUCUUCUUUGCGGAGGAAGAGUUGGAAGUUUGCGCUGGUACUUCACUGUACACCAUCACGAAGAAGCUGGAUCGAUCCAUCGAGGACGAUUACAGGACAUUAGUCGUGCGAGUGCUUGCACAAUCUCGAGAUCUUUUCCCACUCGAUAAGUUCAGUAUCGAAGACUACAAGUGGGCGCUGUGCACCGUAUGGAGUCGUGCGAUGGACUUCGUACUGCCCGAUGGGAAUUCGAUUCGACUUGUGGCGCCCUUUGCGGAUAUGUUGAACCACUCGUCUGAGGUUGAACCAUGUCACAUCUACGAUGCGUCGUCUGGAAAUCUCUCUGUCCUUGCGGGAAAAGACUACGAAGCUGGUGAUCAGGCUUUUAUCUAUUAUGGAUCCAUUCCGAAUAGUCGGCUUUUACGUCUGUAUGGCUUUGUCAUGCCCGGUAAUCCCAACGACAGCUAUGACCUCGUUAUUUCAACGCACCCAAGUGCACCAUUUUUCGAGCGAAAGCAGAAGCUCUGGGCAUCGGCGGGACUCGAUUCGGCCUGUACCAUCUCCCUCACUCUCACCGAUCCGCUACCGAAGAAUGUCCUUCGGUACCUCCGGAUUCAGCGAUUGGAUGAAUCGGAUUUCGCUGCCAUAGCGCAUCGGCAACUCGCUGCUGCAGAUGAGAAAAUCAACGAUUCGAACGAAGUGGAAGUCCUGCGGUUCUUGGUAGAAUCGUUCUGUCAGCUCCUGGACGGUUUCGGAACGCAGCUGGAAAAGCUGGAAGCGCAACUCGCGGAGGGUGUCUAUCCUUCGGGAGGGAACGCAUGGGCUGCGGCGCACGUCAAUUUGGGCGAACAGCGGGUGUUGAGGCUGGCGAGAAAGAGAGCCGAGGAUUUGCUAUCGGCGGUGGAGAGCGGGAGCGGCGAUGUCAGGGGCUCGCUGCCGGUAAUGGCGCGAUGCGUAAAUUGUGAAGCGGUCUCUGCCCAGUUGAUGUUGUGCGGAAGGUGCAAGGGCCAUUCCGUACUGCGGGCGGGCGUGCCAGGUCACUCACUUCACAAAGCACAAGGCAAUAUGUCGAGCUAUCGCUUCCAAGAGUGGCUCUUGAGAUGA
Messenger RNA from Chaetomium globosum CBS 148.51, 1668 nucleotides. RefSeq lists its product as uncharacterized. Gene Ontology annotation, cellular component: nucleus. Bases 1 to 1668 code for a protein of 555 amino acids. NCBI's taxonomy places the organism in Eukaryota, Fungi, Ascomycota, Sordariomycetes, Sordariales, Chaetomiaceae. The transcript is spliced from 5 exons. Gene Ontology annotation, biological process: peptidyl-lysine monomethylation. The record is from RefSeq and is a predicted model, not a curated record. Gene Ontology annotation, molecular function: protein-lysine N-methyltransferase activity; protein binding.